Messenger RNA from Salarias fasciatus (jewelled blenny), 6795 nucleotides. RefSeq names its product TAO kinase 1b (gene taok1b). Gene Ontology annotation, biological process: protein phosphorylation; regulation of cytoskeleton organization. Gene Ontology annotation, cellular component: cytoplasm. The transcript has 21 exons. NCBI's taxonomy places the organism in Eukaryota, Metazoa, Chordata, Actinopteri, Blenniiformes, Blenniidae. Gene Ontology annotation, molecular function: protein serine/threonine kinase activity; ATP binding. Bases 602 to 3652 code for a protein of 1016 amino acids. The record is from RefSeq and is a predicted model, not a curated record.
UCCACCCCGCAGGCUGCAGCCACUCAGCCUCGACAGUAGGGUUCUCCGACACGACCACUCGCGUCCCGUCGUCUCGGUCAAACCCUGACACUCUUCAGCUCCCCGGUUCAGUCCGCGGUGGGAAGGCAGGCGAGUCUCUUCCGCCGCCAUUUUUUAGGGAACCUACUGUCGUGGAGAGAAACUUUGCUAGCCGCUAGCGGCUAGCUCGCUGUGACAGUUUACGCCUGGCAGCGGCUAGCUCAAUUAUUCCAGCGCCGAUGACUAAAGCGAUUCAGGCUGAAGCCAACAAUUAUCCUGCACUUUGAAGUCUGUGUCCGGGCAGGGCAAUUAUGCGGUUUAGAUCAGCGAAUUAGCAUUGCUAACUCGUCAGCUAGCGGAUUCCCACUUUGAUUUCUGUGAUUUCACCGCGCCGCGUUUCAGGCUGACGGGAUUAUCCAGCCGCCUCAUCCGCCUGCGUGGAUCCAUUUCGACCAGGCGUCCAUGUGCUGCUUCCUCAGACUCGCCCGUUACCGCAGAUGAAUCGUCAGCUGCGUCGGCACAGCUCAGCACCCAGAUAGUCCCGUCCGCUUGGCGUGGGUGAUCAGGGACUGCUUUGACCAGGAUGCCCUCCUCUGUAAGGGCAGGGAGCCUAAAAGAUCCGGAGGUGGCUGAGCUCUUCUUCAAAGAAGACCCAGAGAAGCUUUUCUCUGACCUCCGAGAGAUCGGCCAUGGCAGCUUUGGCGCCGUCUACUUUGCACGGGAUGUGCGCACAAACGAGGUGGUGGCGAUUAAAAAGAUGUCCUAUAGUGGCAAACAGUCUAAUGAGAAAUGGCAGGACAUUAUAAAGGAGGUGAAGUUCCUCCAGAGGAUCCGCCACCCCAACAGUAUAGAAUACAAAGGUUGUUACCUCCGUGAGCACACAGCAUGGCUGGUGAUGGAGUACUGUCUGGGCUCGGCCUCCGACCUGCUGGAAGUUCACAAAAAGCCUCUACAGGAGGUGGAGAUCGCCGCCAUCACACACGGUGCUCUGCAGGGGCUGGCCUACCUCCACUCCCACAACAUGAUCCACAGGGACGUGAAGGCAGGUAACAUCCUGCUAACGGAGCCGGGACAGGUCAAACUGGCGGACUUCGGCUCUGCCUCCAUCGCUUCACCUGCCAACUCGUUUGUGGGAACGCCGUAUUGGAUGGCCCCAGAGGUGAUUCUAGCUAUGGAUGAAGGCCAGUAUGACGGGAAGGUGGAUGUCUGGUCUUUAGGGAUCACUUGUAUAGAAUUAGCGGAGAGGAAGCCUCCCUUGUUUAAUAUGAAUGCAAUGAGUGCCUUAUACCACAUAGCGCAGAAUGAAAGCCCCACGCUGCAAUCCAGUGAAUGGACGGACUACUUUAGAAACUUUAUCGAUUCUUGCCUUCAGAAAAUCCCCCAAGACAGACCACACUCUGACGACAUGUUGGGCCAUGCGUUUUUGCAACGUGAGCGUCCGGACUCGGUGCUGAUGGACCUCAUUCAGAGAACCAAGGACGCAGUGCGAGAGCUGGACAACCUGCAGUACCGCAAAAUGAAGAAGAUCCUCCUCCAGGAAGCCCACAACGGGCCCACCGCAGAGGCCCCCGACGCAGACGAGGACCUGGAGCCGGGCGCGGGUCGGACGGGCACGGUGAACAGCGUGGGCAGCAACCAGUCCAUCCCCAGCAUGUCCAUCAGCGCCAGCUCCCAGAGCAGCUCCGUCAACAGCCUGAACGAAGCGGCCCAGGACAGCCGCAGCGAGCUGGAGCUGAUGGACGGAGACCACACCGUCAUGUCCAACAGCUCCGUCAUACACCUCAAACCGGAGGAGGAGGAGAGUUUCUCUGGGGAGCAGGCAGCCAGCAGCCAGCCCACUGAGCCCCAGGCGACACCAGCACAGGGCUCCAGGAAGCACUACCGCAACCGAGAGCACUUUGCCACCAUACGCACAGCGUCACUAGUUACCCGCGAGAUGCAGGAACACGAGCAGGACUCGGAGCUGAGGGAACAGAUGUCGGGAUACAAGCGCAUGAGACGGCAGCACCAGAAGCACCUGAUGGCGCUGGAGAACAAGCUGAAGGGGGAGAUGGACGAGCACAGGCUCAGGCUGGACAAAGAGCUGGAGAGCCAGAGGAACAACUUCACCCAGGAGAUGGAGAAGCUGCUGAAGAAGCACCAGGCGGCCCUGGAGAAAGACCUCAAGACGUUUACCAACGAUGAGAAGAAGUUCCAGCAGCACAUUCAGGUUCAGCAGAAGAAGGAGCUCGGCAGCUUCUUGGAGUCACAGAAGCGGGAGUACAAACUGCGUAAAGAGCAGCUUAAAGAGGAGCUGAGUGAGAACCAGUCGACCCCCAAGAAAGAAAAGCAGGAGUGGCUCUCGAAGCAGAAGGAGAACAUCCAACAUUUCCAGGCGGAGGAGGAGGCCAACCUGCUGAGAAGACAGAGGCAGUACCUGGAGCUGGAGUGUCGGCGCUUCAAACGCAGGAUUCUCAUCGCCAGACACAACGUGGAGCAGGAUCUGGCCCGAGAGGAGCUGAACAAGCGGCAAACCCAGAAAGACCUGGAGCACGCCAUGCUGCUGAGGCACCACGAGUCCAUGCAGGAGCUGGAGUUCAGGCAUCUGGGGACCAUCCAGAAAGCCCGGGCGGAGCUGAUCCGAACCCAGCACCAGACUGAGCUCACCAACCAGCUGGAGUACAACAAGAGGCGGGAGCGGGAGCUCAGGCGGAAGCACGUCAUGGAAGUUCGACUGCAGCCCAAAAGCCUCAAGUCUAAGGAGCUUCAGAUCAAGAAGCAGUUCCAGGAGACGUGCAAAACCCAGACCAGGCAGUACAAGGCCCUCAGGAACCAUCUGCUGGAGACCACGCCCAAGUCCGACCACAAGGCAGUGCUGAAGAGGCUGAAGGAGGAGCAGACCAGGAAGCUGGCCAUCCUGGCCGAGCAGUACGACCACUCCAUCAACGAGAUGCUCUCCACACAGGCUCUGCGGUUGGAUGAGGCUCAGGAGGGCGAGUGUCAGGUUCUGAGGAUGCAGCUGCAGCAGGAACUCGAGCUGCUCAACGCCUACCAGAGUAAGAUCAAGAUGCAGACGGACGCUCAGCACGACAAGGAGAGGAGGGAGCUGGAGCAGAGGGUGUCUCUGCGGAGGGCUCUGCUGGAGCAGAAGAUUGAGGAGGAGAUGCUGUCCCUGCAGAACGAGCGGCUGGAGCGGAUCCGCUCUCUGCUGGAGCGCCAGGCCCGAGAGAUCGAGGCCUUCGACUCGGAGUCCAUGCGGCUGGGCUUCAGCAACAUGGUGCUCACCAACCUGGCCCCCGACUCCCAGGGAGGCUGGGGGGGAGGAGGCGGCGGCGGAGGCCAGGGGGCUCAGGGGGGAGGCCACUGGCCCGGGGGAGGCGGGGGGAGCGGCCACCACGGCCACCACCACCAGGGGGGCUCCGGCUCGCAGCAGCCCUGGGGUCACCCCAUGCUGGCCGGCGGCCCGCCUCCCUGGAGCCUCCACCACCCGGGAGGGGGGAGUCAGAGGAGCAGCCAGGGAGGCGCGGGGGGGGUGAGGAACAGCCCCCAGGCCAUGAGGAGGACGUCAUCCGGGGGGAGGAGUGAACAGGGCAUGAGCAGGAGCGCCAGCAUCACCUCUCAGAUCUCCAACGGAUCCCACCUGUCCUACACCUAGUGGUCUCACACACACUCACACACACUCACGGCAGCACUACAACUGUCUUAAAGUUACAUCGUUGUGUGCCGAGGUCACACUGCACACACACACACACACACACACACGUUUUCCACACAGUUGUGGGUUUACCGAACCCCGAUCCUUCCCCGUCAGUCUGUGGAAACCCAGAGGAGCGGAGCGCGGCGCGCCGCCGUGCUUUAGUGUCAUAUCGUUCUCGCCGUCUCUGUUGCCAUAGACCCGAGUAGAACCUUCACCCUCCGUCAGCAGUAUAGUCGUUACACACACAGGUUUUGAGGCCGCCGUGGCGCGUAUUGGAAACCUUGUGUUCGGUGUGCAGUUUUUAAAGAUGAGUUACAGGCGUGUCCCGCGGAGAACAGCGAAUGAGAUUAUUGUUGACGUGCAGCGGGAGGGAAAUGAGCAGAGGAGGAGAGCUUCUUACAGGUGGAGCCAGAAGAGGAAGAAGGUAGUUGGUAAGUUAGAACCAGCUGGUAUUCCAGGGACCUGUUGUGUCGUGGAUCAUGGGAAAAAUAUGCAGUUUUAGUGUUUUGAAACCUAAAGAAAGGAAAUCUAAAACAGUUGAUUUAUCUCCUGUUCUUCUUAACUCACCUAGAAUUUCAAGGGGAACGCAGAUAUGAGAUGACAGGAGAAAAUCCACCCAGCCAGACUGAUGCGUUAAAGCAUAAAACUGCAUGUUUCCAUGUUUAGGAGUUACCGGAGGACUGUAGGCGGAGCUGUUGAGAUGCCAAAGGCGGAGGGGUUCGUUAUAAAUAUUCAUGCCAAAAUUGUGCCAGAAAAGUGCAGUUUGAGUUUAGUUAACGGCCAAGUAGCAGUAGGUGCAUGUGUCGCCACACCAGAGAAAAGGAGGCCGCCGCCGGCCCGCUCUCCCGGGUUUCCACGGGCCUCGGUCCUCCACCCUCCUGACGGUGGAGCGUCAGCGGCCCUCCUGACAGGGACGGCUCUUUCAGCAGCACCGAACCUCAACGCCAACAGUUUUUAAGCUUUUUUCGUCUGCGGCGGGAAACGCCGCGCGACCACCUGAACCACGCCCGCCUGCCCACCUCGAGAGCAUGGAGCAGGGCGUCGCCCUGACUCCACCGUGACUUGCACUUUGGCGCAGGCCUUCACACACACUAAAACCGUUAAUCAGACAUUGUUACACACAGCCGCACACAUUCGAUCCCCGAGUCGAAGCGUGUGUUAACUGGGCUGAUAAAUGCAUGUACAGAGAGAGUCGGGUCGGAAGUGUAAAAAAAAAAAAAAAAACAGAAUUUUUUGGAAAAUAGCACACCUGCAAGCCGAGCUGGACGUAAGCGAGCGCCGCACUCAGCUCCAAGCAAAUUUAAAACUAGAAAAAUCAUUUCAAGCUUCUCUGUUUGAGUGAUAGCCAAAAAAAAAAUAAAAACAAGAAUACUUUUUUUUUUUUUUUAAGAAAACCAUUGAAAGCCCUGAAAUGAAUGAGCCCAGACUGAGGAGCUGGAGCGCCCUCUGCUGGCUGGUGACUGCUGAAUGUCUCAGUGGGCGGAUGGAUGGGUGGUGAUGCUGUGAUCUCCGCUGCCAUGCCCCUGCAGCCUUCCCCCGGCGUGACACCCCGCUCUGCCUCACCCCCCCGAUGACCGCAGCCGCCUCCCCGCUUCCCUCCCCCCCCCCCCGAGCCUGUUGUGGUCCUCACCCCCCCUCCCCGAUCCUCAUCUGCAAAGAGCUCUUCAAGUGGAGGAACAACAGAUGUGUAUUAUUCUCUAAAGUCUAUAUUGAGAGGAACGACAGAGGAGGUUUAUAGAGAAGGCAGAGCUGGAAGUCUUAUGUGAAGUGCAGAGAUGAUGCAUUACGGUUCUCAGAGGUGGAAUGUACAGCAAACAUGUUAAUAUUGUAUAUUUUGAAUUAAUGGAAAUCUAAAAAAAAUUGACAGAUCACGGACAAAAUUAACUUGCAGGCACAAUGGCCCGGCCCCAGAGCGAUCGAUUUCCCGCCGCUGAGUUUGCACCGUUGUGAAACGUGCUACCGAUACUCUGACCACACCACUUCAGUUCAGAUUGCCUCAGAAAACAGGCAGCGGCUCUGCGGUGAUGUCUGAGGAUGAUUUUGCACAUUAUUUGAAACCCAGCUAGACGCAGCCUUGGCGUUGGCAUUGGGCUCCAUUUUACUGACAUUAUGGUUCCCAGUAGAGAAGAGUGGGAUCUUCAGAAGGUUUGAAGAUUCUCAGGCCUGACCACAGAAACAGUGAGUGAAAGCCUAAACACCCCUGAAACGCUAUAUCGGUGCACUCUGUAACCUGAAAUCUUAAAUUCUUGCACAAGCCAGUGGAAAUCUUGUCCACUUCAGGUUUUGAAAAGGCUUCGGGUGUUUCCAAACCCCACGAGAACAGAGGAACUCGUUCCCGCUCUCAGAGCUGCGAGAUCAGAUCGACGUUCUGGUUUUCUCGCAGCUCCGCUUCGGGACUUUUCACAGCAUUAAAAGUAACUUUUAAUUUCUCUGUUGUCGCGGCGUUUGCAUCCACCUCCAGACCUUCGUAACGAGCGCCGGCCUCAUGUCUGACUCCACCAGAGGCUUUUCCGCGCUGCACUUACAGUAAUUUAUUUGCCUUUAAAGAAACUCCCAGCAUCCCGCUCAGUUUUCUUUUAGUUUUUUUUUUUUCUCAGAUCUGAAAACGACAGAGCGAACCCAGAAUGCCAGCGCGGCGUGGAACUGACUGACUCCUCUCCUGCUUUUCUUCGGUGUUCUUAACGCCAGGAUGGUUUUUAUUUCCCCCACAACGCGUCGGACGGGCCUGGCGAGCCCUCCUCUUGUGUUUACGCGGCGGUCGGGGCAGAGCGGAGCGCUUUAGACCUUGGUCACUCUGAACUGGCUCGGUCGCACUGAUUGCACAAGUGACUGACCAGAUGAGAGUCUACUGUGAUCCCCCCCACCCCCACCCCCUCUCCGGCGGGGGGCGGCUGCCAUUGGCUGAGAGUCGGCGGGAGGCAGGGUUACGUCUCUGUACAGUCUGUUUAUCAGUAUUCCUUUUAUCUCUCCUGUCAUUUGAUGGAUCUUGCUGUUUUAUUCUCCCUGAGAUCUGUAUUAAACUGUAUUAAAUUGUAUAGAUUGUGCAAAAACAAAAAGAGAAAGAAAGCUGAAUGUCUCAUAGCAGAAGAGAACAGAUAUUC